AUGUCCUUGCCACCUGCAACGAAAGAUAUCAGCGCCAAUCCAGCCAAAGGCUCCGUCGUCGACCCCGUUGACAGAAAUGCUCAAGCCGCCGACGUCGAUCGCAAGAUUCGAUUUUACGGCGUCAUAGAGGCGUUGCGAAAGGGUCGUCUCCCCGAUAACCAGCAGAUACUCAACUUUUUGGCAUACAUUCGCGGUCACUCCCCAGUGACGCUCGAAAAGCUCUCUCCAGAAGGCCGCAAACUCGUGCGAGAUACGCGAGAUAUCAUCGACACGGCGAGCCUCCUCGUUCAAGAAAAGAACGCCGACGAGCUCUUCCAGGCAUUCGUGUGGCAUACCCGCACGCUGGAGAUCGAUACUCUGAAGCCAGGCGAUCUAGGAGAAGGCGUGGAUGUGAAUCAAGAGAAGCUGAAAAAGGAUGGCGAGCAAGGCGAGUCUGUCCGCCAUCUCCGAACCCUCCUCUCGCUCAUCCUCACCAACUCGGAGGUCCGCAAGCUCCUCCAGGAUUUCUCAACUAUUGGACGCGAUUUACUCGCUAAAACAGCCGUCAAGGCCGCAGAGACCAUCGCACCGUCGAACGAGGCUUUAGAGAACGUUGACCAGUCUGCGCCCAACGACCAGUUCCACCCUAAGCAGGAUGAGGCGAUCAGGCCUAUCGGGGAAGUGAAAGCGCAGGGGACAGAGAGAUACCAACAGCUCAGGUCCCAGGGAGUAACGGCCGGGAAUCAGGUGUUGGGGGAGACUCAGUCGCAAGCCAGGGAUAUUCAGAAUGCGGAGAGCUCGGAGGAAGCUGAGGUGAAGAAGCAGGGUGAUGGAUUGUCUGAUCGCAUUCCCCAACAACACAAGGACACCGCCAACGACAAGCUUGAGAGAGGCAGGAAGUUCCUUACUGAAGAGUACUUCCCUGAAGAGCGACGCGAUCAAUUUAUCUUCCGCGGUAAAAAGGUUAUCAUGGAGUGCCAAAAACACGACGACUACCAGGAAUCCAUCACCUGGCUUCUCGACUACUUUGAUGAGUACGUCGGCCAUGGCAGAGGCAUCGCCGGAAAUGGCCACGAGCACGUCAAAGGUGUUGCUAAUGACUCGAAACUCAGCCUCUCUGUGAAGGAACUGCGCACCUUGCUCGAGCGCUUUGCCAAUAAUACGUCCAUGGACGUCAUUUUUGACGCCAUUGAUGUUCUCGUCGAUGAUGCCCGCCAUGAUCAAGCCCUGGGCGACUGGUUCAGGAGCGUCGAUGCUUACAUUCGCAAGGUGCUUCUUGAGCCUGGCUACGUGUUGGAGCCAGAUUGUGACACCCAGGCGGAUCGCCUACGCGAAUCUGGGAGAACAUUCUACGAUGACAAGUACCGCUCCCACUUUGACAAUUUGUUCAGUAGUGCUGGAAGCUGGUUCGGCGCUAUGGGCGAAGACCCUCUCAACAAACGCUUCGGCGAGGACUGGGCUCGGCUCACCAGGGAUCUCUUGUUCGAUAGCGAAGGCAGCUUGAAAUUUAAACCGCACCUCUGGAACGAUAUUAGGCGGGUGAUCGUACCCCAGCUGAUCGAACAUGUUGGAUACGUCCCUAUCCCACGCAUCGAGUACACCGACGACUCACUCGAUCUCGUCGUGGAGAAUCUCACACUCCAAGGCCGCAACUUGUUCCCAAACAUCGCCUCGCUAGAUGCCCAUAAUUUCGUCAAGUUUUCUCCAUACAACGCAAUCAAGGAUGACUCCUACCAUCGCAUCACGAUUUCGCUUGAGCAGGUUCAAGCUGACAUGAGGGACGUCGCCUUUUAUUAUCGGAAAAAGACGGGAUUGCCCAAGAUGAGGGAUUCGGGGCUCGCCGACGUAAUCCUUGGCGGGGAGGGAUUGAGCGCGACCAUCGUUUUGGUAUCCCCGCCCAAGCAUGACAGAUCCUCCGUGUUCAGAGUCGAGUCCGUUCACGUCAAAGUCGACACGCUUAAGUUUUCCAUUCGGGACUCUAAGCAUGACUUUUUGUACAAGACCCUCAAACCCCUCGCGACGGGCCUCGUGAAGCGGCAGAUCCAGAAGGCGUUGAAGGACGCGUUAACGACUGGGUUGGAGUACGUCGAUGGGCAGCUUGUUGGUGUUAGGGAGAGGAUGGACAGUGCGAAGGGGGAGGAUGAAGGGAAGAUUGAUGUUUUGAAAGAUAUCUUCUCUCGUAAGACGGACAACACUGGCUCCAUCAAGUCGGGUGUCUCUUCGCAGACCGGCUCACACUUCAAGGUUGUCGCUGAUAAGAGGAACUCGUUGCUUGUUGGUACCGGGAGUCCAGCUGGAUGGGUGAAUAAGACCGCAGAGAAGGAGCAGCUUGCGACGCACGGUGACGAGUGGAGGUCUGAGGCAUUCAACGUCGUCUGAGCUUGAUCCGUGGAUGUUGUUACGAUUUGUGUUUAUGAUGGGUUGACGAACGGACUGGAUGAUUAUGUCCUUUUUUUCCUUCUUGUUUUACAUAGUGUACGUACGAUUUUGCAAUAAUGACCCGUGAACGGCUUA
Messenger RNA from Laccaria bicolor S238N-H82, 2493 nucleotides. RefSeq lists its product as uncharacterized. The record is from RefSeq and is a predicted model, not a curated record. The transcript has 14 exons. The coding region runs from base 1 to 2358 and encodes 785 amino acids. Gene Ontology annotation, molecular function: lipid binding. Lineage: Eukaryota; Fungi; Basidiomycota; Agaricomycetes; Agaricales; Hydnangiaceae.